AUGGGUCUAUCACGACGCCUUGUACGACCUCUUCGUGGCAUAGUCCGUGCGGAGGCGGUGGUGGGCGCGGGCGUGGGUGUGCGUAACCCGGCACGCCGGCCCGCCCGCAUGACAGUUUCGACAUCGGCCCUAGCGCUCUGUGCUGCGGUGCUCACCGCCAUUGGUACGGCAGCGUGGCUGGUAUUACUGGGCGUAGCUAGCCCGCCGGCAGCGAACGGCUUUGUGCCCUGGGACUUAACCAAUUUUCAGAACGAGUACGCCUGUGACAACACUACGGUUCGGAUUGUGCGUUGGCGGCGGAUGGUCUUGGAACAGGGCUUCUUUUGCGCCAGCAACGGCUCGGCCCCCUUCACUCCGGAUGGAUAUAGGUGGGUUAAUUCGAGCGCCAGUAACGGCCACAACGGCAGCAGCAACAGCGGUUACGGCGUGCUGAGCAACUGGAGGAGCUCGCCGGCGCCCAACGGCCCGGCUAACAUUGUGAUGCAAACGAUGAGGCCUUUGCGGAUUGAGGUCAACGAGACAGAGGAGAGCGUCACCGUGGAUGCGGAGAGGUGUAACGAGCCCACCCAUAUGGAUACAUGCGAAUGUGUUCCCGAGAGUUCCUCUGAGGGCGGCUGCAACCUGACCGAAUGGUCUACAAAGUUCGAAAUAAUGAUUAAUCCGAAAGGCAUCCGAACGAUUGACCUGCUGCGCUAUCUGGCGGCGUACGUCACCCCAUCCGCCCCAGCGGGGUGGACUCUCCCCGCCUUCCCGUGGUUCGUGUUUCAAACCCUGGGGGGUGCCGUAUCCACAAACACACACGGUAGUAGCCUCAAGCACAGCUCCUUGUCCAGCCAGGUGCUUGCGCUGACAAUGGUGUUGGCGUUGAAAGCGGUCCGUGUGGGUGUGGGAAAACUGGGCAUCAUCACGCACAUCAAGUUCCGCAUCAUGCGUGAGGUACCCGUCACCCGUACCAUUCGGCGACUGACCUCCACUGAGUUUUUGGAGCUGUUGAGAUCCGCUCAAGAUCAGUGGAACACCAACGGCUCACUGCCUGAGUGGAUGGACGAGACGGAAUGGUUCUGGGUACCGCAACGACAUGAGUUCUUGAUGGUCACGUUCACGAGGGGCGAUAGCUCUGACGCCGCAAAGCGACUUGAAGCUCUCCGGGGUUAUGCACUUGCCGGCCCGGAAAACACGACCGCCUACAACACAUCCUUGGCUUUGCUGGAGCAAGCGAAGGACCUGCGCAACGUGACCGUCGAUGUUUUCCCGCUGCUGGCCAACGUCACUUUCGACCCCGUCACCAACAUCGCCGACAUCGCGCUGCCAGUCCUACGCCAACUGAACGACACUGUCCUUAACGUGCCUUGGCAGCAGGCCCCCGCCGCCGGCGCCGGCGCAGGUGCCGUACCCACCGGCAGCGACGCCGGCAGAAGCGCGGCCGCUGCUGAUAAGUCGUCGCCUGCAGUAGCCGCCAUGGCUGGUCCAACCACUCCGGCGCCGCGGCCGUCAGCGCCGCGGGUAUCGCGGCCGUCAGCCAGCCUCGAUGCCUUGAUAGCGGCAGUGGCGGCGAGCCGAUUGCCAAAGCCGGCCGAUAAUGUGUCGACGCCAGCAAAUGCGACGACGGAUACGAAUGCGUCAAUGGCAGUGAAUGCGACGGCGCCAGCGGCGACGCCAACACCCACUGAAGAGCCUGAGGUGGUGGCGGCGGGGACCGUGACGGCCGUGCCGCUACCCCCGACAUCACCGUCGACGUCGUCAGGACCAGGCAUUAUUGACGGAGCGGCUCCGGCCGCCAAAGAUCCAUCGAAGGUGUCCUCGCCUGACACGAAUUCUCAAAAUGGGAUGGUUAGUUUGUUCCGGGCGCGAAGCGACCCCACUGCCAGUAAGGCAACGAGCCGCCAGCGGUCGACAAUUAAUGGUAGCGGCGCGAGCACGGCUUCGUUGAACGAGGCGGGGGAGGGCGAGGUCUGGAGCAUUCCGCAACGGCGGCCUGCGACGGUGUUCUAUGGCCUUGCAAACAUGGCCGAUGCCUACAUCGACAUUUCGCGCAGCGGGGUGUAUUCGGUCGCCGCCAACGCAACGAAGGAGUCCCAGAGCUCGUAUCUGUUUCAGCCUGAGUCCAUUUUGGAGAUCAACAUUCGCCGGGUUACGUACGACCAGUUAGAAGUCGCCAUGCCGGUCUCCAGUAUGGCCGACUGCUGGAAAGGCCUGUUGGAGCUUCUGUACGGCGCCGACAACCUGGAUGGUACGGAGUACAACGGAACCGCAUCACCGCUCAGCAUCAUUUCCAAAUCAGGCAACAAUACAAACGGUACAUCGCUCAUCGGCCCCGAUGGCCGCCCUGACUACGGGUUUCGGAGUAACCCCCUGGUCCGUACGACGGGCAAUGAAGACGGACUCCUCAGCCCCUCAGGCGGUCAACCGCAUAUGUGGCUCAACAUUGAGGACUACCUGUACUACAACAGGCCAAUGCGGCGAACGAACGUUGUGUUCAAGGCCUUGGUCGGUUAUCUGCGCAGCGACCCCCGGUGCGGGAAAGCCGGUCUGUCGGGCGCAGGUGCCCGGCUGCACUGGGGCAAAUCCGGCAAGUUCCGAGAUUCGGCCCCAGACCGUUGGAACUGGAACGGAGUCAACUUGGAGCGCUGCUGUAUGCCGGAUCGCGGCUUCCUGCGGCCGGAGGAGGAUCCGAAAUGUGUGUGCAAGGUGACUCAACCCCCCAGCUCGCACCGCUCGCUCAUCGGUGCGGUUCACGGGGCGCCCUGCGUGUGUUUGUCGUUUGGCUUGGCGGUCCUGGCCGAGAUGGAGCUUAUUCGCCGGAUACCUGGUGCUCUGGACGGACUGAAUGCGGAGUCAGGGUUCCUUCAUUCUGCUGAACGAGCCGUCGUUUACGACCCCCUUAAAGAGGGUAUACGCCCCGACACUAAUACGCGAGUAGGGUGUGCCGAAUUCCGCAGCCCCUUCAUGACUUCAGUGAACAGUGAGGCAUUCUUUUAA
Molecule: messenger RNA, 2979 nt
Organism: Volvox carteri f. nagariensis
Lineage: Eukaryota; Viridiplantae; Chlorophyta; Chlorophyceae; Chlamydomonadales; Volvocaceae
Exons: 16
Coding region: 1-2979 (992 amino acids)
Molecular function (GO): flavin adenine dinucleotide binding; oxidoreductase activity, acting on the CH-OH group of donors, oxygen as acceptor
Source: RefSeq, a predicted model, not a curated record